AUGGUUCAUAUAUCAACUGACCCUUUUGAAGGAAAUGAUUCUUCCGUUUAUGAUGUUAAUUAUGUGAGUUUCAACAUGAAAGUUAUGAGAGACAGUCUGAUUUCUAGUCUUGAAAAAUUUUGGCAAUGUAUAGAAAUCAAAGCUGAUGAUUAUGUGCUCAAAAAUAAUAUUGAAAAUAUUAAUGCUCAACGUGAGGAAUUCUUCGGUUUUUUGGAAGGAUCAGUUCAACAAAGCCAUGAAGUUCGAAGUUAUUCUUCAAAGUUACGGCUAUUUAUUAACAGUUUUCGAGAGGAUUCGUUCUCCAACGAUGAAUAUUUUAAGGAAUUAUUGAAUGACACUAAGAAGAAUUUAAAAUCUGCUGAAACAUUGCAAGCUCAAGUCAGAAGAAUUAAAAAUGAAUUAGUAAGAAUCGGAGAUCUUAAUAAAUACCAAGAAGAUAUCCAGCAUGAUCCGGAAAAUGUUAAAUCAAAAUGUAAAGAUGACUUUGAUAAAACCCAAUAUUGGAUGAAAAUGUUCGGUUUAACUCUCUGCGCUAGUCCUUUAGUAGCUGGUGUUGGAUUAGCAGAUGGAAGUGGGGUUGUUUUCUUAGCUGGAGCAGGUAAUCCAAUCAAAUCAAUAAUUCAAUCAACAACCAUUUCUGAUCUUUCAACCAAAUUGAAUGAAGUAAAAGAUGAGCAGAAUUAUAAUAAAUUACUUAUUAGAGUGAUCGAUAAAACUAUAAAGGACUUAGAAUCAGAUGAACUUUUUUCCAAAGAAUUUUGCGUCACA
Molecule: messenger RNA, 768 nt
Organism: Racocetra fulgida
Lineage: Eukaryota; Fungi; Glomeromycota; Glomeromycetes; Diversisporales; Gigasporaceae
Source: the annotation of a GenBank genome assembly